UCUCCCCAAUUUUCGAUCUAUCCGCCAAUCUUCCCCUCCAUUACACAACCCCCCUUUAAACCUCUCUCUCUCUCUCUCCCCACAAAUCACUUUCUCAGCUACCUCGUGAGCUCUCUCUCUCUCCUCUCCUCUCCUCUUCACUCUUUCUCUCUCUACAAUCUGAUUCCAUCGUUUUCUUUGACAGCCUUCAAAUUGCUUACCUUCAAACCCUAAGUCUUCACCUUCCAUAUAUGAAUCCAUCAAAUUUGUAAAAAUUGAUUGAAUAUUUGCUUUCUUGAUUUGUUCGAUUCGUACCAGGAAUGGCGACCUCGGCGUUCAAAUCAACGACGAAGCGGACGCCGAUCGGAGCGUCCAAGGCUCCGCCGGAAGACUCGGCUUCGUUUAAUCGGAAGGCGUCUCACCGGCGCUCCCGCAGCCUGAGCUGCUUCUCGCGCGGGUUGCCGGAGCGGACACCGGCGGCUGACGAUUACGAUGAUAAUCCGGUUCCCAGCAGAGGGAGGUUCGUCAACACGGUCAGAGGCUCGGGAUUCCCGGAGAUCAGCCUCGACGACCUCGCCGUCGAGCUAUUCGACUCCUCUGCUGACCGGAGCCGCUCGGUUGCGCGGAGCACCGAAGCUACUCCUGCUGACAGUGCCUCACUGAGGCGUGGGAGGUCGGUGUCGAGGCACGGCCCGAGAAUUGGUGGCGGUGGUGGUGAUGUGAGGGGCGGUACUGGUAAUAAUUCAGCUGGAGGAAGGGUAGUUUCGGAAAGUAAGGGUAAUUCAAGCCGAAGGCGAUCGGUUUCGGUUGCCCGGUAUCAGAUGAGCGAUUCUGAGAGUGAUCUAGAUCAUACCCACAAUCGCAGCGCCGUUAAGUCGGGGAACUUCGUUAGUGGAAACAACCAGACACCCUUGUCCCGUAAGUCAACAGAUUCAAAUUUUAGACCAGCUUUGAGAAGAUCUCUUAGCCAGAAAGAUUUUAAGUCCCAUGAUGGUUACUCAAGCCAGUCUUCGGUCCUAACCGAUGAUGAGGGGAGGGAUGCUUAUUCCAACAAAAAUGGGGUUGAGAAAACUAUCCGAGCUGUAUAUUCAGAGAAGAAGGCAGAGCACCCUGCUGGUAAUGAUGUUAAAAGUGGACUUUAUGAAGUGAUGCGGAAAGAACUUAGACAUGCUGUGGAAGAGAUCCGGACAGAACUUGAAAUUGCAAACGAGAAAACUAAAUCCACUGUUUCAGCACCUGGUGAUUUACGUUCUAACAGUAAAGAUGUACUUCAGGCUGUUUCUUCGAUCAGGAAGAAUUACUCCUCCAAAUUGGAACAGUCAGAAAAACGAAAACAAGAUUUAUUAGCUGAAAUAGUACUGGAGGAACAACAUAGUAGGGAGCUCUCUAAGAUUGUCAAAGAAUUGCUUCCCGAGCCAAAUAACAUUGUUGCCGCAGACAGAUCAUCAAGAACCAGAAGGAGGAGUAACGACAGAGGUAGGAUGUCUAAGCGACUGACUGAGGAGGCGGAGAGAUACAUUGAGGACUUCAUUUCAAAUGUGGAAGACACAGAUAUAUCAUCAGUUGACGGAGAAAGGAGCGAUACAAGUUCAAGUAUAGGAGGAAUAACAAAGCACGAAACUUAUCUGAGUCCAGCUUUUUCUACUCCUCUUCCUGUCACAAUGGAUGGGGUUGUUCUACCUUGGUUGCAGUGGGAGACUAGUAAUGAUGCUACGCCAAUAGGAUGCAAGAAUAAGAACGAACCACAGGGAGUGAUAAAAGUGCAAGAUCAAAGUAAUCAAUCUGUUAGCAGCCACGGAAGCUGGAGCCCUGGAAUAGUCGACGCCCUGUCAAUUAACAUGGAAGAUGCAGGUAGUAAAGUUGGAGGAUAUAGAAGCUACCAGUGCCAGUCACCCCUUGAUGGGUCAAAUGGUUCGCAGUUCGACAUGGAAGAGUAUCUCCAGCUCAAGAAAAAUGACGAUUUACUCUUCGAAAGGUUGAAGCAACAACGGAGAAUUAGUUCCGGCGGUCUCCUGCUAUGUAACCGGAUGCUUUUUUAGCACAAUUGUUUACUUUCAGGUUGCUUGUCACUCCAUAGUAAACCAGUGACACUUUGUAUAGAUUUUUCAUUUUUAUCGGCCAAGUGUUUUUAGCUUUGGA
Molecule: messenger RNA, 2118 nt
Organism: Pyrus x bretschneideri (Chinese white pear)
Lineage: Eukaryota; Viridiplantae; Streptophyta; Magnoliopsida; Rosales; Rosaceae
Exons: 8
Coding region: 300-2018 (572 amino acids)
Source: RefSeq, a predicted model, not a curated record